AUGAACAAGCAAACGUCUUCCAUCUUUUUCUUGGUUACUUUGACGAUCUUUGCCUUUGUAUUCUUUCCAUCGGCCAAUGCCACGCCUACCCCAAAGACGAUUGAAAAGAGAGCCGUAUGCCCUCAGAUAGUCGACUAUUGCACAUUUGAACCUCAAAGCGGAAAUGCAGAACAAAUAGUUCUCGGCCAAAUUACUUUCACACAAUUCACCGAUUGCAAAGUGAGAAUCACUGGUCAACUCAAUACAGUUCAUGGCAGUUCAAAAAACUACGAUGUCCAUAUAGUCAAAAGCGUCGCUACUAAAGAUAGUCCUAUCUUUGAUAUGGACUUUAUUCUCAAGGAUCAAAUUGAUGUUCCUUUCGAAACUACUUUACCAGUUUCACCCGUCGUUCCUUUUACAGAUCUCAAAAACUAUAUAUGUAUAGUGAUGUACGAAGAUAGUAAAAUAGACGAUCAGGUUCUUGGAACUGCCCAGAUCAAACAGGUUUAG
Messenger RNA from Ambispora gerdemannii, 489 nucleotides. Lineage: Eukaryota; Fungi; Glomeromycota; Glomeromycetes; Archaeosporales; Ambisporaceae. The record is from the annotation of a GenBank genome assembly.